AUGAAUCUCAAGUACUUGUCGUUGGAGCAACGAGGUUCGAUCUUCAUUAUUACUCUGCGGAAUGGCGAAGACAACCGCCUGAACGGGUUAAUUUGUCGAGAGAUCAUUGCGGCUCUGGACCACAUCCGAGAAACGCUAGGCACUGGUUCAGAGGGUGCAGUGAUUGUGCAGGGUAACAAUGCAAAGUUCUUCACCAAUGGCAUCGACCUUGAAGAAGCUGCUGAAGAUCCCAAUGUCUCAGCAGAUGCAUUCUAUCCGAUGCUGCACGCCGUUCUUGAUUUUCCCUUCCCAACGAUCGCGUUGAUUACGGGCCAUACGUUUGGUGGAGGUUGCCCUUUCUCCUUGGCUUUCGACUACAGAAUCAUGAACAGUGAGAGAGGCUUCUUCUGCAUGGUAGCGGUCGACUUUGGCUUGCAUUUUCCAGGUAUCGGUGCCCUUCCAAAGGCAAAAUUGAGGCCAAUGGUUGCACAAAAGGUCCUGCUUGAAGGACGCAAGUACACGGGCAAGGAGGCUUUAGAGGAUGGUGUAGUGCACGCCAUUGCUCCGCCAGACAAAAUGCUGGACGUUGCUCUAGUGUACGCAAACAGGUUCAAAACUAAGGCCAAGGCCGAUGUAUAUGGACUGCUUAGAGGAGAUCUGGUCCGGGAAGCCAUUGACAGUCUCCAGAAGGUAUCGUACGUACAUAAUCCACGCAAGACCAAGACACAGCCUGCUAGAAGCAAGCUGUAG
Molecule: messenger RNA, 729 nt
Organism: Exophiala xenobiotica
Lineage: Eukaryota; Fungi; Ascomycota; Eurotiomycetes; Chaetothyriales; Herpotrichiellaceae
Exons: 3
Coding region: 1-729 (242 amino acids)
Biological process (GO): fatty acid beta-oxidation
Cellular component (GO): peroxisome
Molecular function (GO): delta(3)-delta(2)-enoyl-CoA isomerase activity; enoyl-CoA hydratase activity
Source: RefSeq, a predicted model, not a curated record